Molecule: messenger RNA, 1417 nt
Organism: Halteromyces radiatus
Lineage: Eukaryota; Fungi; Mucoromycota; Mucoromycetes; Mucorales; Cunninghamellaceae
Product: putative adipose-regulatory protein-domain-containing protein
Exons: 6
Coding region: 127-1335 (402 amino acids)
Biological process (GO): lipid storage; lipid droplet organization
Cellular component (GO): endoplasmic reticulum membrane
Source: RefSeq, a predicted model, not a curated record
CUUUUUUUUUUUUCACGUGGAUCGUCUUUCUCGUUUCAAGUUCAUAAUUUAUUUUUUAUUUUAUUUUAUUUCUUUCUUUCUUUCUUUCUUUCUUUUUUUGUACUUUUCUAAUUCCAACAUCAUACCAUGAGUCAAUCAUUACCAGCACGGCAAGGACGUGACAAUGGAUUCCAAGUAGUCCCUUCCUAUGACGAAAACGAUGCGUUUCUUGAUGACCACAGCUCUAUUGAUAGUCAAGCUUCUCAUUCCCCGGAUGUACAAGAACAUUCUUCAAUACAUCGGCAUAAUGAUGAUGAUAAUCCGGCCAAUACAGAAUCAUCCAGCGACGACGAACUACCUCCUUUCGAAUGGCAUCCAGCUGCUCUUGCAUUAGGUCGAGUAGCCAAGAAACUAGCGACACCUAUUCUUCGUGUGAUUUUUGCUCCAAAAGCACAACGUACUAUGAUCAAGUCAGCUAUCUUUAUGGUUGUAUUUGUAUGGAUUCUUUUGACAAGUAUCACUGCCUACCUCACUUUUUAUCAACAAUAUGUUCCUCGCACCUUACAUAGCGAACCCAUCUUUUUCCAAUAUGGUCAUGUCGAUCAACGUCUUUCUGUAGAACCCAAAGCGAUUAUUGAUCUGACGGAUGGAUAUCAAAAUGCGCCCCUUCGUCAUGAACAAGCAUACGACGUUUUUGUACAACUUCACGUGCCAACUUCUGAUAUCAAUUUUGAUUUGGGAAACUUUAUGGUGCAUGCUGAACUUUUGACUCAAGAUGGAACAAUGGUAUCUGAAUCAAGUCGUCCGGCCAUUCUUCGAUACCAAUCACAUACACAACGCAUUUUACAUGUACUUGCGAAGGCUGUGCCUUUACUUAUUGGAUUUACAGAAGAAAGUCAAAUCAUUACCGUCCCAUUGAUCGAAGGCUAUGUAGAACAAAAGUCAAAACCUGUGGUUCAAGCUGCUGUUACAAUCUCUAGUCCCACUCUUCAAAUUUAUGAUGCUCAGUUGAGUGUUCGUGCAGAUUUCAGAGGAUUACGGUAUUAUAUGUAUCACCGUCGUAUUCCUACUGCUAUUACAUUCAUUAUCCUAUUCAUGUUGAUCGAAUUGCUCUGUGCAACGGUGGCAUGGAAAUCAUUUGGACAAAAUUUAUGGUUGAAGAUUCAUGAUCUGUUUGAAGAAGCAGCUUUGGAACAACAAUCUCAUCAACAACAAUUAGCGGAAAGAGUACAACAACGACAACAACAACAACAACAACAACAACCAUCAUCACCAUCGGACACACAUCCACAUGAAUCAAGUACUCCUAUUUCUUCUAGUGAUGAAAAAGCAACAGGAAGUUUGAAUCAAACUUAAGCGAUUUUUUUUUUUUUUUGAUAUUUAUUGAAUAAACCAUGAUUUGAUUCCUUUGUACUUGGACAUAAAAUAUUUGGAUAUA